Messenger RNA from Apus apus (common swift), 2785 nucleotides. RefSeq names its product solute carrier family 20 member 1 (gene SLC20A1). Gene Ontology annotation, biological process: phosphate ion transmembrane transport. Gene Ontology annotation, molecular function: phosphate transmembrane transporter activity. Lineage: Eukaryota; Metazoa; Chordata; Aves; Apodiformes; Apodidae. The coding region runs from base 245 to 2233 and encodes 662 amino acids. The record is from RefSeq and is a predicted model, not a curated record. The transcript has 11 exons. Gene Ontology annotation, cellular component: membrane.
GGCGGCGGCGGCUUCAGUCGGGGCUGGCGGGAGCGGAGCAGUCGGGCCCUUCGCUUCCCCGUCCCUGCGGCGGGCCUGGCCCUGCCGGAUGAAGAGCUGUGCAGGCCAUGGCGCGGUCCCCGGCCCCCAGCCCCAGCGGCCGGCGGGGCCCUAGGACGACGCAGCCUCUUCGUGCCCUAUAGUUCCCUCCCCCUAUUUAAUUUUAUACCUAAUUUAUUAACACCUUCCUCCCCACCCCCCAACCAUGGAGCCGACCCCCGCUGUGCCCCCUGCCCCCAUGGCGGGCUUCCUCUGGAUGUUGGUCCUCGGCUUCAUCAUCGCCUUCAUCCUGGCCUUCUCUGUUGGUGCCAACGACGUGGCAAACUCCUUUGGCACGGCAGUGGGCUCGGGGGUGGUGACCCUGCGCCAGGCCUGCAUCCUGGCCAGCAUCUUCGAGACGGUGGGAUCCGCCCUGCUGGGUGCCAAAGUCAGUGAGACCAUCCGCAAGGGGCUGAUUGAUGUGGAGAUGUACAACUCCACCCAGCAGGUGAUGGCAGGGUCCAUCAGUGCCAUGUUUGGAUCUGCUGUGUGGCAGCUAGUGGCUUCAUUCUUGAAGCUCCCCAUUUCUGGGACCCACUGCAUUGUUGGGGCAACCAUUGGCUUUUCGCUGGUGGCCAAAGGGCAAGAAGGUGUCAAGUGGUCUGAACUGCUAAAGAUCGUGUUGUCCUGGUUCAUCUCACCCCUCCUGUCAGGCAUCAUGUCUGCUAUCCUCUUCUUCCUUGUCCGGAGGUUCAUCCUCUGUAAGGUGGAUCCUGUUCCCAAUGGCCUCCGUGCCCUGCCAGUCUUCUAUGCCUGCACCAUGGGCAUCAACCUCUUCUCCAUUAUGUACACUGGCGCGCCACUGCUGGGCUUUGACAAACUUCCUCUGUGGGGUAUCCUCCUCAUUUCGGCGGGGAGUGCUGUUGUCUGUGCUCUUGUCGUCUGGUUCUUUGUAUGUCCAAGAAUGAAGAAGAAAAUCGACCGAGAGAUCAAAUCCAGUCCUUCUGAGAGUCCCUUGAUGGAGAAGAACAUCAGCCCAAAGGAGGACCAGGAGGAGCCCAAGGCACACCUGGGUGAUGCCAAGGGCCCUGUUGCUGAUGGGGGAUCAGCUGUGUCCCACCAGGCAGCACUAGAGGAGAGGACAGUCUCCUUCAACCUGGGGGACCUGGAGGAGGCCCCAGAGCAGGAGAGGCUCCCCAGCCUUGACCUGAAGGAGACCAGCAUCGACAGUGCAGGAGCCAUGCGGUUGCCCAAUGGCAACCUGGUCCAGUUCAGCCAGGCUGUGGGCCACCAGCUGGGCUCAGGUGGGCAGUACCAGUACCACACUGUGCACAAGGAUUCCGGCCUCUACAAGGAGCUGCUGCACAAGCUGCAUCUGGCCAAGAUGGGGGACUGCAUGGGGGACUCGGGGGACAAGCCCCUGCGCCGCAACAACAGCUACACCUCCUACACCAUGGCCAUCUGUGGGAUGCCCCUGGACUCCUUGCGCAGGGAUGGGGAGGAGGGGGAGAAGUUGGCCUGGCCAGCAGCAGACACCAAGAAGAGGGUCCGCAUGGACAGUUACACCAGCUACUGCAAUGCGGUGGCUGAUGCCCGCCCGGCAGCUGAUGUGGACCUGAACACAGCCCAGGUGGAGAUAGGAGCCUGUGACCACAAGGGCAGCAGUGGCUCCCUGGAGGAGUUGCAGGACCAGGAUAAGCCCGAAGUGUCCCUCCUCUUCCAGUUCCUGCAGAUCCUCACUGCCUGCUUUGGCUCCUUCGCACAUGGUGGCAACGAUGUCAGCAAUGCCAUAGGGCCCCUGGUUGCACUCUACUUGGUCUAUCAGACGGGUGAUGUGGCCACCAAGGUGGCAACUCCCAUCUGGCUGCUGCUCUAUGGAGGUGCAGGGAUUUGCAUCGGCUUGUGGGUCUGGGGAAGGAGAGUCAUCCAGACAAUGGGAAAGGACCUGACCCCCAUCACACCCUCAAGUGGCUUCAGCAUUGAGCUGGCAUCUGCCCUGACGGUGGUGAUUGCCUCCAAUGUUGGCCUCCCCAUCAGCACGACCCACUGCAAGGUAGGCUCCGUGGUCUCGGUGGGCUGGCUGCGCUCCAGGAAGGCUGUGGACUGGCGCCUCUUCCGCAACAUCUUCAUGGCCUGGUUUGUCACUGUCCCCAUCUCUGGCCUCAUCAGUGCUGCCAUCAUGGCUGUCUUCAAGUAUGCUGUCCUGAAGGACUGAGGGACUUGGGGGCUCAUCCUGCUUCUGCCUCCCUGCUUCCCCCUCCAGGAGCUGGGGGGCUCAUCCCCUGUGGCUGGGGCUUCCCAGGGCUCUGCCUGGUGUUGUUACUGAAGUUUGUGUUGUGUUUUUGUCUUUUUGUUUUCUUUGUUUUUUUUUUUCAAUAUCAUUGUCUUGGCAGUAGGUCUCUAGUGAGGGGGCUGUGCUGAGGCUAAAUCCCCCUCAGCUGUGACCCCCCCGCUGCACUGUAGAUUUAGAUUAGCAGUUUUGGGAGGCCACUUCUUGUAUUUUUUUAAUGACUUAAUGAAGAUCGUCUGGCAGUGAUUCCUCCUUGAAUAAGGACUGGGGCUGCUCCUUGUCCCCCCUCUCGAGGGGGGGGUGCUGUGGGUCAUCCCCGAGGCGUGGGCUGUGCUGCCUUCAGCUUUGCCUUCAUUGCCGUAGUGGUGCAGACAAGCAGUUGCUGCCCAACCAUCCUGCUGGGGGGGCUCCCUGGGGCUCACCCCCCAACCCCCUUUCACUGCUGCUACCUCGGACUCAAUAAAGAUUUCCUUCGUA